Molecule: messenger RNA, 6166 nt
Organism: Macrobrachium nipponense
Lineage: Eukaryota; Metazoa; Arthropoda; Malacostraca; Decapoda; Palaemonidae
Product: dopamine D2-like receptor
Exons: 8
Coding region: 1-1488 (495 amino acids)
Biological process (GO): adenylate cyclase-activating adrenergic receptor signaling pathway
Cellular component (GO): plasma membrane
Molecular function (GO): dopamine neurotransmitter receptor activity, coupled via Gi/Go; G protein-coupled receptor activity
Source: RefSeq, a predicted model, not a curated record
AUGGAAUGGAGUAUACAAUUAAGGCCAACGACGAAGCUCUGGGACAUACGAGGUCAUUCAGCGCUAAAAAGGAAAUUGAGAGGAAAAGAAGGGUUCUCAAGGAAAACCUCAAAGCAGUUGCACUAUGAAACAACUGUUAGGAGAGGGUGGAAACUGUCUUCAUACUGGGAGUUGGGUCCCAUUGUGUGCGAUCUCUACAUUUCCACGGACGUCGUGUGUUCGACUUCCUCCAUCUUCAACUUGGUCGCUAUUAGUAUAGACAGGUACAUAGCGGUGACGCAACCCAUAAAAUACGCCCACACGAAAAACAACAAGAGAAUAGUAUUAACGAUCAUCAUCAUCUGGUUCGUGUCGGCGAUCAUCGGCCUGCCGCUCAUUUUCGUGAACCAGUGGAAAGGGACCAAUAACGAGGCGAACUCGCCCUCGGAGGAGUGUCGGGGGGGGGAGGGGGGAUUCGACGACUCGGCCAACCACUGCACCUUCGUCAACGCCGACUUCAUCCUCUACUCCUCCCUCUUCUCCUUCUACAUCCCCUGCAUCGUCAUGAUUUACCUCUACAUCAGAAUUUUCAAGGCCUUGAAAGAGCGAGCAAGGAAGAAGAAACCGAAGCAGAGCGAGAUAAAAGCAGGAAGCGUCAUAGAAAACGUAGCCCAAACGAGAAAGUUAGCGGAGACUACUCUAGGUACGGAAGUCCCACCUCCCGCUAACAAGUCAACCGUCCUCAUUGAAGAGGACAAAAAUACAAAUAACACUAGUAAUAGUCAGGAUGAAGAUGAGGAGGAAGGAGACGAGGCAGCGAUAGGAUUGGAAGGAGCGGAGAAUUGCCAUAUCAUUAAAAACCCUAAAACUCAAGAUCUAGUCCUAACCCCUCUUAAAGAGGAAAAGGAGUCCAGUGAGGCGAGCGGUGCCCCAACUUCCGUCCAAUCCAGUAGGAACGGUGCCGCCGAAGGCAUGAGGGUGCUACCUGGAGAGGGUGCUAACAGGUGUAACCAAAACCAACAGCCAUCUUCGCCGAGACAGGCGUUGCUCAUUAAGCAGAAGAAAGUCAAGAUACAGUCCAAACGCAACGGCGCCGCCGGGGGCCGCGGCACGGAAGCUGCGGCGGCGGCAGCAGCGGCCGAAACCGGAGAGCUCCUGGAGAAGAAGGACAAAAAGGCCUCCUCGGCUCGCUUCACCAUCUACAAAGUCAAUAAGGCGAGCAAGAAGAAGCGGGAGAAGUCGUCCGCGAAGAAGGAGAGAAAGGCCACCAAAACGCUCGCCAUUGUCUUGGGAGCCUUCCUGGUGUGCUGGGUGCCGUUCUUCACUUGCAACAUCCUCGAUGCAAUUAGCAAGAAGACGGGCAACACCAGCCUAGAGCCAGGCAUGACAGCCUUCGUUCUAACCACGUGGAUCGGGUACAUGAACUCUUUCCUGAAUCCCGUCAUCUACACCAUUUUCAACCCGGAGUUUCGAAAAGCCUUCAAGAAGAUUCUGGUCUGCCAGAGCUAGCUGUGGUUCGAAUCACCAUAUCAGUGUGUUUUUGUGGACUGCCCGAACUCUGUCAAAAUGACCGAGUUUGCAUUUUGUAUUCAGAAAUGCUUCUACCACCACCACCACCACCACUACUACUACUACUACUACUACUUAGUGUUCGCAAUUUAGAUGGUCGAUUUUUCUUUUUGACAUGAGACAUUUUAUCUUUUUCUUGUUUUUUUUUUAAUAAGAGCGUGCGUGUCAAUGUUCGGCGGUGUCUUUCUUCGUGCGUGUAUAAUAAAUUCGUGUUGGAGUGUAACAGAAUCGGGUCCUGGUACCUGGUUCGUUUAUUUGUAAGAGGUGAUGAUGAGGAUGAUGAUGAAGAUGAUGGUGAUGAUAUCUAUUCCUUGUGUUGGAAGUUUUUCUAAACAUUUCAUGUCCAGAAAUAAUGUGUCGUGUAAAAAAAAUAAAUAAAAACAAAAAAAAACUUUGUAAGUACUUGUGUACCUAUGGCAUUAACUGUCCCAGUGACCUACUUGGUGUUGAAGUGAUAGAAGUGACGUUUUUACAAAAGCCAAAGGAACCAAACGAUGAAUUUAUCCAACGGGAAUAUGCUAUUUCUCUUAUACUGUCAAAGAGGAGAAUGAAAACUAAAUAACGUAGCUAAGGCAACUAGUUAAAUCUCUCAACCUAUAACUCCGUGCAUGGCCACAAAUGUGACGUGAGGAAAUGCACAAUGUCAUGCAAACAAUGAGUUUCCAGAAAUUACAUUUUCGUUACUGCGGGUGUAUACACACUACAGGCAACUUUAGUGAAGAGUGAAAUUCUUGAGUACUUUAACCGACUUUUCACAAGUACUGAAUGGUUUUUGAACUUCGUCUGAAAAAAAUAACUUAGUGAUGUUAUUUGAAUGGCUGAAGAGGUUCUUAAAAUCAAGCAAGACUGCGAAUUCAUGAGUAUUCGGUAAUUGAUUCAUUUCCAUGCAAUUUUGAACUGUAAUUAUUAUUUCUAAUAAAAUGGAGACUGACGUAGAUUAUGCAACGAAAUGCUGAUUACGGCCAACAAAAGCCGCCAUUCCUUCCUAACACAUUCAGCCGAGAUCGCUUUGAUAUCACCAACUGCCGAGAGGAAUGUAAUGAUUUAAUUGAAAGUUUCCGCCUGGAAAAAUUGAGAUUCGGUGCUAUAAAUACCAAUAAACAAAAUGAAUUCCAGCAAUCAUUCCAUCAUUUCAUAUUAUAACUGCCGAGUGUGAUUUUCACGAAUGGAUUUCUGGUCAUAUUAUUUCAGAGUCCAACUUUAGUUAGGAUUAAUUGAAUCCAAUUGUUUGUUUCGGGCGGUGUUCGAAUUAGGGAAAAAGAAAAAAAAAACCUUGGCGAAGGAUGAAAAGUGAUGAAUGGAGGUCACUAAUUGGUGAUUUCAUCAUUUAAAAAGAAUUCGCAGCGUCCAAGGCGAAGGUUGAAUAAUAAUGAAAAUGAUUUAUUGAAAGACGGUAUUUCGGGAGAAGUCACCUUCGGAAGAAGAUUCUUUCGCUCGUAAAUGACCGCUGACGUCAGCGUUCGAAUGCCUAAUUACGUUAUAAAAGUAGGAGAUGGGGUUAUCGAUGCUUAUUUCAUCUCUAAUUGUAUCCUCCUCAUUACCUGAGGUGGAAUAUGGCGACCGAUGACUGAUUGUCACACUUUUCACUGAUUAUUUGUAUCUUUCAUUACUUUUCAUUUGUCAAUUUUAUCUCCUUAACAAAAUUAUUUGUGUUAAUUAGAAAUAAACAAAUGCAUAUACGCACGCCCAUCAAUUUACACACACACACACACAAUUCUCCGUCUACCUGUUGACCUUAUAUAUUACUUCCUAUUCGUUUAUCUGUUCUCUUUAUUAUUUUCAUUUUCUAUCUCCCCAACCAUUAACGCCACUUGCUCUUCAUUUCAUCUAUGUCCACCAUUCUUUUUUCCUACCUUCUUAAUAACUAUUGUUGUCAUCGAAAACUGCAAUUGGUAAUGCCAUUAACAAAGUCAAGAUUCUUCUCUUUUUAAUCUGAUUCUUUCGCUUUCUUCGUUUCUCAUAUUCAUCUGCUUAUUAGUUUGUUUAUUUUGUUAACUAUCCACAUUCUUCUUCUCCCCUUUCCAACUUUUUCUGAUGUUUACCUCAUUUUUGCAUCGCUUCCUUAAUGCGUCAAUUACUUCUUUCUAUUUGUGUGUGCUUCGCUAAGCACUGUCCAUUAGCCUCUAAUUCCUGUUGUUCCUUCUUUUCAUAUAUUUUUUAUGAUCUUAUUUUCUAAUUCCUGCUUUAUUAAUUUGUCCCUUAAUAUAUAUUGUUACAUAUAGAAUACAAGAAUUAAAUUAUGUCUUUUUUUACUUGUCAACUUUACCAUGCUAUUUACUUUCUUUUGUAUGACUCUCUCUCUCUCUCUCUCUCUCUCUCUCUCUCUGAAUGAAAGGAAAAACAUGUUAUAAAUUGAACGACGGAGAACGAUAAAUGACAUUAAUUUAUCCACCUUUCCACCUCCAUCCGGUAAAACAAAGAUUAGAUGCAAAGGGAAAAACUCUUAAGUGAAAUGAAUUACCCAUUCUCUCUCUCUCUCUCUCUCUCUCUCUCUCUCUCUCUCUCUCUCUCUCUCUCUCUCUCUCUCUCUCUCUCUCUCUCUCAUCAUCCUGUAUCCUCAUACUGUGCUUUGAUUUUGAUAUGUUUCGUUGAACUUCUGGGGAAAAUAAUAAUCUUUUACCAAAGAAAUAUUAAAAACAUUACCAACGUUAAGGAAAUGUAUUGGAAAAUUGUAUAUAUAUAUAUAUAUAUAUAUAUAUAUAUAUAUAUAUAUAUAUAUAUAUAUAUAAUAUAAAUAAUAUAAGUCUAUUAUGAAGCAAUACAGAAAUGCUUAUACUUUAAUAAAAUAAAAUAAAUAAAAAGUUUAAGUUAGCGUACCUGGGAAUACUGGAAUCGAGUAUUCCAGUUAUGCCGAAGUGGAUAGCAAAGAAUUGUACUAAACAUUUCCUAAUGUUAAACUAAAUUCAUCUGAAUCACUACUGUAAUUAUUUACAAUAAUUAUACAUGGAGACUUUCGGCAGCUGGGAUAUCAAAGCAGUUUCUAGCUUAUCAAGAUUUUUCACCGUGUUUCUGACUCAGAAGAAUUACAUCAAUGUGUAACUCAUAUCAAGAAAUGUGAGAAUGCUGACUUAACGUAAGAUAUUUCUAAUAUGAAAAAUAUGAAUUACAGCAACUAUGACUGUGCAAAAUAAUUCCACAUAUGUCACCAAUUCUUCAGUUAUUAAACUUGAAAACAAAACUGGAGAAAAACUGAAAAAUGAAAAGAAACCAAGAAGACUCGCAUAGAGUAGAAUAGUAUGCAGAACUGAGUGUUUUAAUAUUUUAUUUUAGUAUGUGACGAAAAUCUUAUAUUGAAAAAAACGACGCGAUGGUAGGACGCUCGCUACCCGAACUCCAGCUACAAGUUUCUUUUUGAUAUAGAUAUCAUUACCCGAGUGAUGUUUUCAUAGAGUAAAAAAUAAAUAAAUAAAUAAAUAAAUAAACAAACAAAAUGCAGAUGAAAUAUUUAUUUUCUAGAAAGACGCAAUGGUUAAUACCGCAACUUGUAUAAAAAAAAGAUUAUAUAAAUAAUAUAUAAAUAUAUCUAUACAAAUUACUUAUAAAUAUAAUGAGUGUGCGUGUGUUUGUUCAUUCUGUUUCCCUGUUGGUCUUAGCUGUUAAGCCUUUGCCGAAUUUUUGCGAAGUAUUUUUCUUGUCACGUUCCUUUAUAUAUAUAAUAUUCUGGAUAUCCAUCGUGAGAGGUCACACACACACACACACACACCCGGGAAGGAGCUACCUCGGCGAGGUGAUUGUUCCUUUCCAAACCAGUAGCUUUAUUUGCAAAAAAAAAAAAAUAAAAAAAAUAAAAAGCCACAGCAACAUGAGUGAUUGCGCGUGCAUGGUGUGUGUGUCUGUGUGUAAGAGUGCGUUUGCGUGUGUACAUAUAUGCUUGUGCGUGCAAGGAAGAGAGAACGAGCGUGCGAAAGAGAGAGACAGAAUGCUUCACAAAGGCAUAGCUUUGGCUGUAGUUGGCGCCACAAAGUCCAUACACACAAUAAUUUUUAAGUCUACUGUAUCAUCCUUACAACGGUGCUUGCAAAAUAUUUCCUAGAAUUUCUAGUUUUGAAUAAAUAAUAACAAGCUUUGUUUGCUUGGGGAAAUUAGAUUUUAUAUUUAAUACAAGAAUAUGUAUAGUUCCAAUUUGUAUCAUAACAUUUAAGUAUUGUUAAUAAGCACAAUAUCUUAAAGAUCGAGCCUGGGUGCUUCCCUCGACUAGCCCACCACGUAUCUAGUUAGGGUUAAGAUUAAGGUUCAAUAACUACUAUCAUUAGCAUCUACCGCUGUUUUUGGUGUCAUUCCACUUUCAUUUGUUUUAUUGUGUUUUUUUUUUUCUAUGAUUUUUCGGUAGUGUCAGGUGUCAUCUCGCUGCUACCUACUCGAGGGAGAUACUCGGUGCGAAUUCUGGGCCCUAGAUAUUGUAAAUAGUAAUUAUAUUAAAUAUAUAUGUGUACAAAUGUAACAUGACUGUAAAUACGUAGAUUACAAGAGAGAGAAAAAAAAGAGCAAAACAUGUCUAGGUGUGGUGAUAAUAGAUUUAGGAUGAAAUAUAGAUGUCAGUUUACUUUUCUGAGUCUAGAAAACCACCAAUCAUUGUGUUGCAUGUAUCCUUCAACCUUAUCAAUAAAAUGGAUGCCUA